Molecule: messenger RNA, 2434 nt
Organism: Marchantia polymorpha subsp. ruderalis
Lineage: Eukaryota; Viridiplantae; Streptophyta; Marchantiopsida; Marchantiales; Marchantiaceae
Source: the annotation of a GenBank genome assembly
GGUUUCGAGCAGCUCACGGCCAUGGGGUUCAUGCACUGAAGGUAGGCAGGCCGGCAGCAGGCCUUCGAGCACGAGGUCGGCUACAAGCUGAACACGGGCGGAAGAUUAUCUCAUGUCCACUAUCGCAAGAUCCAGAAUUCGUCCCUCAGACAAAUUGAGCUCGAAAAUUGCGUUGCGAGUCGGAAAAAACAUCGAGGAUGAAUCCGACGCAGACAGAUGCCCGUCUCCAUCGCAGUUAAGUGUGCAGUCGCUGCCCUGGAUCUUCGUGAACGCAUCCGGAUCGAGAUGGAGGAUCCGACUGCGGCAAAAUCUCAGCACGAGGCGUCCGACAGGGCCUCGCACUCGCGGGACGAGGCGAAGGGAGGCAGGUCAAGGUCCAAAGACGAGUCAGUGGCGGCUGGCACUGCGGCGUUGCUGGUCGUGUUCGUGUGCGGGUUGCUGCUGAUGCAGUGGAGGGUGUGGCCGAGCUCACGGCAGCAGGAGUUCGGUCACGGGUCGAUCCCUUCCCCCGACCGAGCACAGCCCACGAGCGAAUCCGAAACGGAGUCGAUUCUCGCUCGCCUGAGCGAGAAUGGCACAAGGGCUUGCCAUGACGAGCACACGAACCACACUUUGUUCUCCGGCCUGGAGUUUCCUUUAGAUGAGACGCCUUUGCGCUUGUCCACGAACACAUUGCACAGAUUGCUGCUGACAUCUUACAAUGCGGAGGGAAGGAGGAGGUGCGCGGGAGGCGACUUUUACGAGACGGAGCUGCAGAGCCAAUCGUGGAAGUCUCGGCCUCCGGUUCAAGAUUUCGGCAAUGGAUCCUACGGAGUGACGCUCAUGGUCGACUCGGCAUUCCAAGGGCUGUUCAGCUUCUCCGCCACCCUCCUCUUCGAUUGCUUCCAUGGCCUGGAGCUGAUGGAGCGCGAAUGGGACGUGAGGAUACAAAGCCCCCGUGUGAAGAUCUUGUUCUACGACGAAGCUCGGGGCGAGAAGAGUCCGAGUGACAGAAUUUCACGAGGAAUGGGAAGCUGCAGAUCCGAGCCUGGAAGCUUUUCUCGAAAGGAAUGGCGAGGAAGGUGGACGAGAGGAUGGAUCAACGAUUCGUGCUCGGCCGACGGGCAGGGCAGAUUUGCUUCCUGCGUCCCUCGGGACCACGACGCGUGCACGGAGCCUCGGUGCUCCGGGAGGGUGUCGAGGCUGGAGAGCAACUCGUGGGUCUACUCUGCGCACUGUGGCUUCCGCAUCUUCGAAACGCAGGAAGCGUGGGACUGCGUGAGCGGCAAGUGGUUGCUCUUCUGGGGCGACUCCAAUUUCCAAGACACCAUCCGCAACCUGAUGCUCUUCGUGCUCGGAGUGCCCGUCCCCUACUGGAGCACCUUGCCGGACUUCCAGCUGCCGAGACAGUUCGAGGAAUGGUUCGUGAACCCCGGCAGACCUGACCAAGCUCUUCACAUCAGCAUGAUAUUCAAUGGCCACUACAAUGUGUACGACGGUGACCUCGGCCUCGACUCCCUGCAGAAUCCUGACUACAGGGAGUGGAUCAUCCGGCAUUUCACGGGCGAGGGAGCCACUCCAGACACUGUGAUCAUGAACUCAGGCCUCCAUGACGGCAAUCACUUCAGAACCGUCGGGGACUUUGUGGGGGCGGUGGAUCGGGCAAUCUCCUUCUGGCAGAUGGUCCUGGACAUUCCUCAAACGAAGAGAAGUAACCUCAUUUACAGAACGACAGUGGCACCUGCGGGCGAGUCGAGGGGCAUGCAGUCUAAUCCUCACAAAAUGGAGAUCUUCAACAAGGUACUGGUGGAGAGACUCCAGGCAGCCAUGCCCUCGACUCAAAUUGUGGAUGCGUUUGACAUGACUUUCCCUUUCCACUUCGACAACAACUACAGCGAUGGUGGUCACUAUGGAAGAGCUCCAAAUGUCAAUAAAUGGCCGUGGUUCGGCCAGCCUCACCACUACUUUGUGGACCUCAUGUUAGCCCAUGUACUCCUCAACGCUAUCUGUCCCGUCUAAAGACAUUCACCUGUGCGUGUGCGGCACAAAAAUGACCCACAUUCCGUCAUUCAUUCUGGUGGAAGGAAGGAAAUCCUUGAAGGACAAGGAAGGCGUUUCGGGGUAAAAUCGCCGAUGCUUGGCCAUAAAAAGAGGCCGUCUUUGAAGUGAUCAGAUGGUACGAACAGAUAUCAACAAAUACUCCAUGCUGGAAGUAUAAAUCAGGUAUAUUCAAGGACUCAUCCGAAGGUGAGCCAUAGGCAACUGUAAAGAGCAGAGUUGAGCAAUAACCAUGAAGGUGAGCUGCGAAUCGUUACAAGCGGGAUGAUUCUCGCACAUUUGUCUCUCGUGUUUCGACAGUCUUAACAUUCCUGUGAUGUGAAACAUGUUCUGUACGCAAGAAAAGUCCACGGAUGUCGUCACAUCCUGCCAGUAGAGAAAUCAGACACGGUGGCAC